AUCGCAUCGCAACUCGCAACGCAACGCCGUCGAGUCGAUCGAAAGUAGUGUUGAAUAGAGUGUUGUCGUCGAUUGUUGAGUUUUCUGGAGUACCCGCGCCGCGCCGAAUAAGAAUCUUGAAUUGCUGUUUAGCAACAGGGUUCCUCCUAUCGUGUGGUAUAAAUCAGUGAUUGGUGUUAUCGUGAUCUGCGUAUCUACGAGGGCCACUGCCGCACAGAUUAACGCAGCAGAAAUCAACCGUAUUCUUCUGUCUGAGUUGAAUCCGUUGAAUGGAGUGCCGUUGCGUUGUGGUGUGUUUGUGUGUUAAAACAGCAACAGGAGAGGGGUGUUCUCCGCGUAUAGUGGUUCCAAUUUAUUCGCGGUCGAUUCGAGAUAAAGUCCAGGCGCAACUCGCGAAGUGAGUGUAUGACGUGAGAAUUGAAGGGAAAAAAAAUUUACUGGAAAAAUUCGGUCGCCAUCGAUAACAUUUUGCGAAGAAUUCUGCCGUCUUCGGGAUUAGUGCGUUGAAAAUCGAGAUUCCACUGAGCCCGUGUUAAUUGUGGUGAAAAGAAUCGCUAGAGUCAGUGCCGUGGAAUUCGAAUCGAAACGGGAAAAGCAGUGAUCCGACUUGUCGAUUGGAUUGAGGGUUGCAAAAAGUGGUUUGCAUAACGGUGAUCGCUUUAAGGCGGUGGCAAACUGCCGAAGAAAAAAAGGAGCAUCCGUUUGGAAGUGCUAAACGAAAAUGAAUGAAAUCGAUGCUCUGCGGGCUGAGGCCGAACAGCUAAAAAAUGCGAUACGGGAUGCCCGGAAGGUGGCCUGUGACACAACGAUCCUGCAAGCAACAAAUCAUUUGGAGGCGGUAGGACGAAUCCAGCUCCGCACACGACGCACCCUGCGUGGCCAUCUGGCUAAAAUCUAUGCCAUGCACUGGGGAAGUGAUAGUCGAUAUCUGGUAUCAGCUUCACAAGAUGGCAAACUUAUCGUUUGGGAUUCGUACACAACCAACAAAGUUCACGCAAUACCUUUAAGAUCUUCAUGGGUUAUGACCUGCGCGUAUGCUCCUUCUGGCAACUAUGUGGCCUGUGGAGGGCUCGACAACAUUUGUUCCAUCUACAAUCUCAAAACGCGAGAAGGAAAUGUGCGGAUCGCUCGCGAACUCGGAGGCCAUACGGGGUACCUGUCCUGUUGUCGAUUUAUAGACGACAAUCAAAUUGUGACGAGCUCCGGUGAUAUGUCCUGUGCCCUUUGGGAUAUCGAAACUGGCCAGCAGUCCACUUCAUUCCAAGGCCACACGGGUGACGUGAUGGCCCUUUCCCUGUCGCCCCAGCGUCAAGUGUUCGUUUCGGGAGCGUGUGACGCCACUGCCAAAUUGUGGGACGUACGGGAUGGCCAAUGCAAGCAAACGUUCCCCGGCCACGAAAGUGACAUCAACGCUGUUGCGUUCUUCCCCAGUGGACAGGCUUUCGCUACCGGUUCCGACGAUGCCACCUGCCGGCUGUUCGACAUCCGAGCAGAUCAGGAAUUGGCCAUGUACUCGCACGACAACAUCAUCUGUGGCAUAACGUCGGUAGCGUUCUCGAAAUCCGGUCGCCUCCUGCUAGCCGGAUACGAUGAUUUCAACUGCAAUGUGUGGGACACGAUGAAGGCGGAACGGGCCGGAAUCCUGGCCGGUCACGAUAACAGGGUGUCCUGUUUAGGUGUUACGGAUAACGGAAUGGCGGUGGCGACAGGUUCCUGGGAUUCAUUCCUGCGCGUUUGGAAUUAGGUAAGUCACGAUUAUUUAUUGUUUUUAGAAGAAUAAA
Messenger RNA from Uranotaenia lowii, 1781 nucleotides. Its product is annotated as guanine nucleotide-binding protein subunit beta-1-like. Gene Ontology annotation, cellular component: cytoplasm; heterotrimeric G-protein complex. The transcript has 4 exons. NCBI's taxonomy places the organism in Eukaryota, Metazoa, Arthropoda, Insecta, Diptera, Culicidae. The coding region runs from base 722 to 1744 and encodes 340 amino acids. Gene Ontology annotation, molecular function: signaling receptor complex adaptor activity; protein binding. The record is from RefSeq and is a predicted model, not a curated record. Gene Ontology annotation, biological process: G protein-coupled receptor signaling pathway.